Camelina sativa (false flax) is the source of this 1566-nucleotide messenger RNA. RefSeq lists its product as uncharacterized. NCBI's taxonomy places the organism in Eukaryota, Viridiplantae, Streptophyta, Magnoliopsida, Brassicales, Brassicaceae. Gene Ontology annotation, molecular function: zinc ion binding; nucleic acid binding. The record is from RefSeq and is a predicted model, not a curated record.
AUGACGACGAGAGAGGAUGGUGACAAACAGAUCGCACUUGCGAAAGGCGGUGCAAGUGGGGGACAACCAACGACGGUGGAUAAGGCUACACUCUCACCGAUGUACCUUCAUCAAUCUGACGGACCUGGGAAUCUAAUCACCACGGUGCAGCUAAGGGGAGAGAACUAUGAGGAUUGGUCCAAGCACGUGCGGAAUGCCUUGCGGACGAAGAGAAAGUUGGGAUUCAUUGAUGGGUCUUUCGUCAAGCCUGACACGGAAGAAGAGAUAGAGCAAUGGGAGGUCGUAAACUCGAUUGUGGUGGCGUGGCUCAUGAAUACUAUUGAACCCACGCUCAGAACCUCUGUUUCCAUGGUCGAUGAAGCAAAGGUUCUUUGGGAUGAUUUGAAACUGCAGUUUUCUGAAGGAAACGGACCACAAAUAGGUGAAAUUCGGGCAGCUUUGGCGAAUUGUCGACAAGGAGGGGAUACUGUCAUGGUAUACUUUGGGAAGCUCAAAAAGAUGUGGGAUGAAUUGGCAAUAUAUAAGCCAAUUCGGACGUGUACAUGUGGAGAAUUGGCUGCUCAAUUGGAAGAAGAUCGAGAUGAAGAGAGACUUAACACAUUUCUCAACGGCUUGGAUGAUGCUCGCUUUGGAACAGAAUGUUCUACAAUUACGAGCUUAGACCCUCUACCUAAGCUUUCUCAAGUUUAUCAACGUAUCAUCCGGGAGGAGAGACAACAAAUGGUGAUACGAAAUAGAGAGACAAGCACCGCAUAUGUUGUUAGGUUCUCGGUGGCCGCUGGACCACAUGGCAAUCGUACUUACCGUGAACCUUUUCGUGAAAAAGAUGUAACAUGCACUCAUUGUGGAAAGUAUGGGCAUGCAUCAGCCGAUUGUUUCCAGUGGAAAGGUUAUUCCGAAUGGUGGGGAGAGAGAGGGCGUGAAUUUGGUGGCCGUGGUAGAGGAGGUGGUGCUCGUGGGAGGUUUGGUCGUGGUGGUGGAGCGUUUGGAGGCUCUGGCCGCGGAAGAGGCAAUGGAGGUCGUGCGAAUGCCACACAAGCACCACAGUCGAAUGCUGUUCAAGCAGCUCAUGUUGGGACGAUGAAAGUGGAGCUUGAUCGGAGUGCUUUCCCACAAUUGACGGAUGACCAGUGGAGUGCGGUUCGACAAUUUGUCAACACAACUAAGCAAGAUUCUGUUGACAAACUGACCGUUAAGAGAGAUAAUGUAGAUUUUAUUAUCGACACAGGAGCUUCUCACCACAUGACAUGGAAGUCGGAACUUUUGAGCAAUGUUUGUGAUAUAUAUCCAUGCUCGAAUGGAUUACGAGAUGGUGAUAGAGCAAUUGCUGUUAAACAAGGGGAUAUUUUUUUAGGGGGAGAUUUGUGGCUUCGGGGAGUUUUAUACUCUCCACAAUUGCAAUGCUCUUUGAUAUUUGUUGCUAAGUUACUUAAAUUGACAAAGGGUUCAAUGAUAUUUACUGAAGAUUUAUGUGUGUUGCAGGACCGUACUUUGAAGAUGCUGAUUGGCGGUGAAGAGUGUGGAAGGGUCUAUGUUUUGCGUGGUGUUAUGGGGAUUCAAGCUUAG